CAUCUGAGGGAACCUGGAUAAACCUUUACGAGGUCAUCUCAUCAUUUGAAUAAAAAUAAUAACUGUAGUCAUAUUAAUGUUAAUAGUUCGGUGGGUGUCUCUCAUUUACGACUUUUUGAGGACCAUGUGAAAUCAUCGCCAUUUGAUCAACUGGUUGUUUUUCACUAUCUAGUGUUCCCUUUUUUUAAGUCCUUCACUUUUUUCGUGUCUCAUAACAGUGAAAGAGGAGCAGACCAUGGCGUCCUCGUCCAUCACCACGGUGGGUGGCCUAAUGAUCGUCACUCAGGUCAUCCCUCAAGAUGAAACUUCCAUUCCACUCCAGACACCCGGGAACAGAGUUGCACAAGCCCCGCCCCCUGCGUCUCCCACCAAUAUGGCUGAGGCGUCUAAAACAAAAGUGCCCGGGGUGCUGUCGGGCCUUGGGGCGGUGCAGGUGGUCAUUGGGGUGCUGUGCGUUCUCUUCAGCUUGAUCCCCGCCUUCUUACCUUUUCUGAUGCUCCACGUGGCGUUCUGCGGCGGUGUGGCGUUUGUGGUUUCGGGUUGCCUGGCGGUGGCGGCGAGGACGCGGACCGCAGUGACAUCGAUGUGGGCGUGUCUCGUGUCAAACGGCAUCAGCGUGCUGCUUAGCCUCAUGGGCGUGGCCUACCUCAGUUGGCUGCUGAGAACUGUGCACCCCUCUGAGGAAAUUUGCGGUAGCACUGACGGGGAGAACUGGUGCGUCAGUCGACUUUGGGUGCUGGAUAUGGUCUUGGCGGGCCUGAAUGGUCUCUUCCUGGUUCUGCUCAUCCUGCAGACGUGCGUCGCCAUCGCCGCCUGUGUCUUUGCCGCCAUUGGCAUCAAACAACACCGUUGCUACACGCCCAUCACGAUCGAGGAGCGCAGUGAUGGGAACGAAGUGGUGGAGCCGCAAUCACCGUGAAAACAGACAAAACACUCAUCAAUGAGCUGUCUGUAAUGGGGGCAUUCAAACGUGCUAUACAGUUUCUCUUCCUGCUUUAACCAUGACUGAUAACUGUCAAUCACGUCUGUGAGACUGCAUGUGUGUGUACGUGUAUGUGAGCACACUCAAUGGGCAGGUGCCACUCCCCGUUUUCGGGCUGAACAACAAAUCUCAUUCAGUUGAAGUUUUAAUUGUGAACACUAUAAACAAAAAAACAUAGACAUAUCUUAUUUUGAACCAACACUAUUGGUAACAUAUGCAUGCUGGCGAUAGUGUUAGCAUGAUUAAUUGAUGUGAUUAAUUGUCCGACAUGUCAAGAUGGAUUACUUUAUAUUGUUUAUAUUCUGAGCAGCCUGGGUCUGUUGUAAGAGUAGACCAUCCUAAUCCUGUGUGAGUCCAAUGUCCUUGUUGUCUAACAUGACCUCGUCCACUGAGACAAGCUUAAAAGCUGUCCAAUGUUUGUACAAUGUUCAGUGUGUUUGUCAACUUUUUAUACUGGUCGCCUUGCUGAGACACGUCCUGCACACGACCCUGAAGGCAUCACCUUUGAGCCUCUCUGCCUUGCUCAUCCCCAAUCUCUCUGGGGGACAGGAAGAAGCAUCAAUUGUCUCUUUGCUUGCAAUAAAAAA
Molecule: messenger RNA, 1569 nt
Organism: Doryrhamphus excisus (bluestripe pipefish)
Lineage: Eukaryota; Metazoa; Chordata; Actinopteri; Syngnathiformes; Syngnathidae
Cellular component (GO): membrane
Source: RefSeq, a predicted model, not a curated record